Molecule: messenger RNA, 123 nt
Organism: Priapulus caudatus
Lineage: Eukaryota; Metazoa; Priapulida; Priapulimorpha; Priapulimorphida; Priapulidae
Exons: 3
Source: RefSeq, a predicted model, not a curated record
AUGCAGAAUACCACGGUUCUAUUAGGAAAGAGGGGGAGGGAGAGAGAGAGGUACAGGGAUAGAGAGAGAGAGAAAGAUAGAGUGGCAGAGCGACGUAGGAUGCGAGGGAAGAGAGAGAAAGAG